Messenger RNA from Linepithema humile (Argentine ant), 5956 nucleotides. RefSeq names its product CDK5 and ABL1 enzyme substrate 2. The record is from RefSeq and is a predicted model, not a curated record. Gene Ontology annotation, biological process: regulation of cell cycle. Lineage: Eukaryota; Metazoa; Arthropoda; Insecta; Hymenoptera; Formicidae.
GCACUGUCCGUUCGUUGACGGGAGAACGAGUGUUGCGUAGUAGCGCAUAGUGGGUAAAGUCAUACGAUAAGUAACGCGUGUUCGUGAAGCGGCUCGUCAGAGGAACGGCAUGAUGAUCAGCGACACUAAUUUGCAUUUGUUUGUAUGGUGCACGGCUUCGAUCGUGACUGAUGAUGUUAGAACUAAGUGUAUCAGCAGUGACAAUGCGUUGUGAUCCUAGUAGUCGUCCUUGUUCGGUAAACUUACCGUCGCGGUUGUCGUCGUCGCCGCCACCGCGGUCGUCGUCGUCGCCGCCGCCACCGCGGUCGUCGUCGUCACCGUCACCGCGGUCGUCGUCGUCGUCGUUACCGCCGUCGUCGCCGUCGCCAUCGUCGUCGUCGUCGUUCCCGUCGUCGUCGUCGUCGCCGGCGCCGUCGUCAUCGGGCGCACAUUAUCCUUACUUGUCUUUGUAUUCGGUACCGGUGUCCCGACACGAUAUAUCGUGGAAUGGCAGCGGCCUUAAAGAAAAACAACUCACGCAGAAGAUUGGCCGCCCUCACAUUCCUGUCCAACAUCUCUCUCGACGGCAGUCACCGGGACACCAGGUUAGCCGUCUUGUCACGAAAUGAACCGACUCACAUGCGUACGCUUAGCGAUGGCCAGUCAGAUCAGCAGACAGCGCUCGACGUGUGUCAGAGCACUGACUUUGAAGUCUCCAUGGAAGAGGUUUUAGACGCCGGUCUGGAAGAGGCCCACGAUUUCUUGCAAAAUGAAAUAAUAGAGCAAGUCAACUUUCAAUCGCUGGUGCACAAAGGCAUUGACCACAACUCGCUAAGUUCUGAUUCAGAUGGAUUGCUCACUCCUGCCAAAGCGACGGUUACCAUGUUUCUGGAGCAGGAGAGAAAUCAUCUGCAACUGUCUUGCGGCAUGCAUAGUUCCUUUAGAGAACGAACGGGAACUACCGGAAGCGACUAUUCCUUACCAGAAAGACGCGUGGGUUCUCUUCAAUAUAAGAAGCGAAUAAGUCAUCAGACAUCUACGCUUUCGGAAGACAUUAAGCAUCAGUACAAUAGUAGCAACGAAAGCAUCGGCUCCGUACAUUCGAAAGCACAAUCUAAACCAAAGACGAAGGCAGUGAACAGUGUGCAAACUGCUUCUGCAAAUAGUAGCAUAAUACCGGAGGUUACGAAGGAAUUGCGUUUGAUGCAACGACCUGUGAACGGUUACAAGUUCGGGGAUGAUAGACUGGUUUUGGUAUCAAACCAACAUGUGCCAUUUGUAGUUUUCUCUGCUAUUCCAUAUAAUAAAGGACAACGUUCCAGUUGGUCCGAGUUACGUAAAGAUACAAGUCGAAGGAAAAAUGUAUCAUCUCAGAGACCGUUGUCAGCGAUUAAUGACAACAUCGAUCCGUUUGGAUUGCUUGGUAUAGAGCACGCUAAAGAUGGCCAGGAAAUAUCUUAUGGGCAACUACUUGUACCAUCUAGACAAUUCCAAAGAGAUAAAAAAUUGAAUCUAAAUGAAAAUGAAGCUAUGGAAUUUACGCAUUUCAUACCUAAUAAACACCACGUGGUACAAAGGACAAAAACAAUUACUUGGAAUGUGGAUCACAAAAAAUGGUGUCUUUCUUAUGAUACAGCUACAAGUCGCACUCAUUACAUAACUUCCGAGUCUCCACCAUUGUCUUUCAGUGCUGAUUCCAAAGUUUAUGAAUGUGAUGAACAAUCUACACAAUAUAAUCCAAAUUUACUUGAUGACCCAGAACUUAUUGCUGGGAAGCAUAGAACUCUGCUAACAUUUACGUCAUACAUGGCGUCUGUUAUUGAUUACGUAAGACCUUCCGAUCUAAAGAAAGAGUUGAAUGAUAAAUUCAAGGAGAAGUUUCCGCACAUUCAACUCACUCUCAGUAAAUUACGCAGCUUGAAACGGGAGAUGAGGAAAAUAGCCAAGUUAGAAUACGGCAUUGACUUACUCACUGUUGCGAUGGCGUAUGUAUACUUCGAGAAACUUAUUCUGCGAAACAUUGUGACCAAGCAAACACGGAAGUUAUGUGCUGGUGCAUGCUUACUCCUCGCGGCAAAACUGAAUGACGUAAAGGGUGAUAUCCUCAAAUCGCUUAUUGAGAGAAUCGAGGGUGUAUUCCGCUUAAAUCGUAGGGACUUAAUUACAUCUGAAUUUGCCGUGCUGGUGGCUUUAGAAUUUGGUUUGCAUUUGCCAACGUGGGAAAUAUUUCCUCAUUAUCAGCGAUUGAUUUAUGAAUCUUGACAUCCUUUCGUAUCGUUCUUAUCGCGCAGUCUGUGUUUGAAAGCCUCUUCAUGAGAAAAAUCUCGAUGCGAUCGAGCAUAUCUGUAAUGUAUAAUCUUAAUGUUUGGAAGUUGUAUAUUGACAAAGCUUCAGAGCAUUAUAUUGUACAUAUGUCGUUUCUUUUCAUUAUUUCGGCAUAGUUCUACUAUAUGUCAACGUAGUACAAUGGCGAAAAAUCACUGAAGAAACCGAUUCAAAUUCAUAAUUACGUGUUUUUUUUUUAAUUGUAAUAGUUUUUGUUCUGCGAGUUACCAAUGUAGUAAUUAUGCUGCAUGCUGUGAAUAUUGUUUGAUUAUUACUUGAACAAUUUUAACUGCCUAUUUCGGGUACUUAAAUAUGGGAAAAUAGACAAUGUAAAGAAAUCACGUUCAACUACUAUAUUAUUUAAAUAUUUGUUGAUAAUGUAUAAAUAUGGAUGUAGGAGAGGGAGAAAUUUGUGAAAUAUUUUAACUCAUUAAUUGCCUGGUGAAAGAUAUUAUGCCAGUGGUUUUGUGAUAUAAAAUCCUUUCUAGAAAAAAAAAAAUACAUUUGAUCUUAUACGCUUACUGUUUGUCAGAAUGUAAAAAUAUAGGUUAAUGCACUUAAAAAAUUUUAUUUAAAUAACAUUUUUAUAUUUAAAAACAAAAUUAUUGUGCUAUGGGCAGUGAUGCAUUUGACUUUUAUCUAAAAUAUUUUGUUUUAUAUUUCAACUUAAAAGUUAUUUGAGUGACUUGCGUUUAAGUACUUUAUUCUAUAUAAUUAUUGUUACACAUUUCAUAAAACCACUGCCAUUUUGUCUGCACAGACACUGUUCUGUAUAAAGAUUCUUUUCUGUAAAAAAAAUUGUUUUCAAAUAUGCUUGAAUGCAAAAUAUUGCUAUGUGUAAAAGAAUUAACAGAAACAAAUUUGGUGUUUCUUAGAAGUAGUAUACUGGAAAUAUAGAAUUGAACGUGAAUACCAAAUAUACAUGCGAUAAAAUAUGAAAAUAGCUUAAGAGAGCAUUUCUUACAAAUGUUAACGUGAUAGUUAAAGCUUAAAAUAAACGUACUUACAUGGCAGCAACUGAUAAAGCUAAAAAUAUGAAUAUCACACACAGUUACUUAAUUUUUCAAAAUAUUUCUGAUACCAUACUUAUGCUACAGUAGGAUGUUAUUCAUUUAUAAUAGCGGUAUUGCAUAAUGGCACGUACGAAAAAAGUAUAAAAAUUCUAUAUAAAUAUUUAUUAAAAGUUAUAUAUGCACAGACAUCAUACAGAUAUUCGAUUUUUUUAUUAGCCUGUUAAAUUCUAUCUCUUUUAUGGUUUGCUUUAAUAUUAUAAAAAAAGAUGCAUAUAUUUUAUACAUUCAAGACGUUCUACAAACGUUUAAAUUUGCAUUGUCAACGUAUGCUUCCAACGUUCUGUAAUAUCUGCAGAAAUAAUCAAGAUUGUAUCAUAAGUGUUGUUAGAAUAUGAUUACGUUUUGUUUUGAAAUCUUGUUUUGUAAUAUAGAAGUAAUUGUUUUAUUUUUUUAUUAUUGGGUAUAUAUUUUAUAGCAUUUUAUUCGCGCGCGCGCGCGGGUUAAUUUUGUGACUCUUUUCGUUUUAAUCGAUUCGUUUUAAUUGAUUCAUCCUAAUCAACGUUGUAAAUAUCGCGAAAGUUAAAUGAGUGUGAUAAAUGUAACCUCUUGUAGCAUUAUAAAAAAAAAGCGAUAUAUCCUAUAUUAUAUAUAUUCUAUAUAUUUUGUCUCUUUAUUGUACUUUAAACUCAGCCAUGUUUUCUUUUUUUUUUUUUAGAGAUCGCUAAUAUAUUACAGAUAUUUUACAAGUUGAACGCAUAUAGAUGUAUCCCUUAUUUUUAGAAAGAUAUUAGAAACAUAUAUGUGAAAUGUGUGUCUUUCUGAUGUACCUUCAAUUAAGGAACGCGACGUUUUACUUAAGAACCGACCAAGUUAGGUGUGCUUCAUCCAUACAUAUAGAGUUUUAAUUUAUACUUUAUACCGUACGAAAACCUCUGCUACAUAUAUGCAAUUUCCCUUUCACACAUACACAAUGAGAUUUAAUCACACGUAUCUAUUACACAACGUUACUUUACAACAUUAUUAAACGAGAUGUGUUCUGUGCUCAAUAUUUAUCCAUACAGAAUUGACAUUAUAUAAACGAGGCGUCAAUUCAUCGCAUGUUUUACUCCUAUAGAUUAUUGCAUUUUAGUUUCACGGAUAACUAUUUAAGAAAUUAUAUACAAAUGUGUUAUAGCAUUUUGUGUCGCAUCAUCAAUUCUAUGCGUAUUAUUUCUUUUUGCAAAUUGUAAAAUUUUUUUAGAAAACAAGAUAUUGGUUUUUAAUUCGUUAAGAAGGCGUGCAAAAAAGCAAGAUAUAUACAUAUUUUUUGUAGAUACAUGGUAUAGGGAAUAUGUGUACAUCGGUUGUACAGUCAGUUCUAAAACUGAAAAGAAACAAAAUAGAUCUUUAGCAUUCUUGUAACACCAGUCAAAAUCUUUGUAAUUAAAAUGCGCUUAUAUAGAAUAAGAACUUGAAUACAUAAGAAUACAUGAAUUAUCGGUUUGACUGCGAAAAGCAAAAUAUGUAUAGAGGAUAUUUGGGGUCUAUAUUCCGUUUAGAAUUGAAUAUGGUCAUCUGAUUCCAAAUUUUAUUUAUGAGAACAGUAUCAUCACGAAUUGAGAAUCAUUUAGCCAUAUUCGAUGCUAAACCUAUGAUGUAAAUAUAGACCAUUGCGUUUGGAGAUAUAAGAGUAGUCAGUAAAGUUAAUUAGUUUUUACGUAAACUUCUACAAUAUGCGAUAUACUACUAUUAUCCAAUAUCAUAAAAUAGUAUGUAAUACUUCAAUAGCCCAGUAAAUCUUUAGCAGCGUACUUGUUAUCAGGAAAAGUAUCUCCUAGGAAUUUUUACACAUAGAAAUUCUACAUUUUCAUAUGCAAAUUUCUAUCAUCUGAUGUCGUAAUAAUCUUUCAUCUCUUAGAUGUCGGAGCGAUAUUAUUCGCAUUUUUAAAAACUAUCUUUAAGCGACUCAUCCUUAUAUUUGUUAUUGCCAUGCAUACACAUAUAUAGAAUAUUUCAUUGCGCAUUUUCUCUCAAUACUUGAACGAAUCUCUUUUUAACUAUAAUUCUCAAUAAUUUAAUGAAUUCCAUCUUUUUAUUUAAAAGAAAUUUUAAUAAAUGCUAUUCUUAUAUCUUGUAAUAUAAGAAUAAAUUCUUAUAAUUCACAAUGCUGCUAUACGAAGUCUCUUGUCAGAGUCUUAUGUUAACUAACAUUGGUAAUUUAUUUUAUUCCGUACUCGUUUUCAUAUACUCUGUACUAGGUUAUAGUUUAUUUAGGUUUUUUUUGUGUAUUAUUUUUCUGCCUUGUGUUCAAAUUAAGAAAUUGCACUGAUAUGGAAACAAACGUUUCUAGUAUAGUUUUAUCAAAAUGCUCAAAAGAAAAUGCGCAAUACGUGGAUAGACGAUACAUAUAACGAUCCAUUUUGCAUAGCAUGUCUGAAAUAAAUCUAACAGUAAUAACAAAUUGUAUGUUCUAGUACAUAGCGGUGUGUCAAUUACAAACAGAAUAUAUUCUGUAAUAAUGUACACUUACUCUGGAUAGCAUGUUCUUUGCAAGGAAGAGAACUGAUUUACCAAUAUUUCUUUUCUGAUUUAUAAUUCAUGAUACUCUGUAUCAACAUUGUACUGAUGAUGUUUGAAAUAUACGUGUGUACAUUAUGAGA